CGCGAUUCCUAUUUUAUUUUAUUUUAUUUGGAAACUCUUGAAUAGAAACCCAAUAGUCAUGCACACAGUGAUAAGGCAAAUGUCGCAGCUGAGGCUGCAAGCGAUGCCCAGCUCAGCGCUGCUUAAGGCGACUGCCUCCGCGUCCGCCCCAUCCGCACUGGAUCACAGUGGGGCACCUGUCAAUCACCACAGUCUCCACACGGCCGCUGGAUCUGGAGGAGCCCUGUGCGCCAGUUGGAACAAACACAAUAAUGGGCCGCGCAAGUGGCUGGUAUAUAACAAAACAGUGCAUCCACCCCAGCAGCCGGACGAGGAGCCACGCAAGGCGUACGUGUGUCAUAUGCGCAGCAAUAUCAAAUACAGCCCGGACAAGAUGUGGUAUAUAGCAGCAUUUGUGCGCGGCAUGUCCGUGGACGAAGCCCUCAAGCAGCUCAAUUUUGUGCUCAAGAAGGGAGCCACCGAUGUGAAGGAGACCAUUUUGGAGGCACAGGAGAUGGCAGUUCAGCGGCACAAUGUGGAAUACAAAAGCAAUCUGUGGGUAGCCGAAUCAUUUGUGGGAAAGGGCCGCGUCUUCAAGGGAAUGCGACGACAUGCGCGCGGUCGUUUCGGCCAGGUGGAGUACAAGCACUGUCACUACUUUGUGCGCCUGGAGGAGGGCCAGCCGCCCGAGCACUACUACCAGGAGCCACAAACACCCGAGCAGCAGUACGAGCAUUGGCUGGAACAGAUGCGCAGCCGGAAGGUUAUCAAUUCCCUGUAGUGUACACCGUCCUACACCGCAUUUCCACCUGCUUCCCCAUCAAGCAUUUUUUGUUUGUUUUGAACAUUGUUUAAUAAAUAUUAAAACGGAAGAUGCGUAUCUUUA
Messenger RNA from Drosophila persimilis, 865 nucleotides. It is a transcript of the gene mRpL22, whose product is annotated as 39S ribosomal protein L22, mitochondrial. Gene Ontology annotation, molecular function: structural constituent of ribosome. Gene Ontology annotation, biological process: ribosome assembly; translation. The transcript has 2 exons. Gene Ontology annotation, cellular component: ribosome; mitochondrial large ribosomal subunit. The record is from RefSeq and is a predicted model, not a curated record. The coding region runs from base 59 to 760 and encodes 233 amino acids. Lineage: Eukaryota; Metazoa; Arthropoda; Insecta; Diptera; Drosophilidae.